Molecule: messenger RNA, 1449 nt
Organism: Bombina bombina (fire-bellied toad)
Lineage: Eukaryota; Metazoa; Chordata; Amphibia; Anura; Bombinatoridae
Product: calpain-8-like
Exons: 11
Coding region: 37-1449 (470 amino acids)
Biological process (GO): proteolysis
Cellular component (GO): cytoplasm
Molecular function (GO): calcium-dependent cysteine-type endopeptidase activity
Source: RefSeq, a predicted model, not a curated record
UGCUGUGCAUCAGAUCACUCACAGAGCAGAUACAUCAUGUCAGGUCCAGCAGAUAAAACCAGAUCCUCCGUGCCUGCGUUCAUGUGCUCCAAUAAAAAUCCUGUGAAGUAUUUAGGGCAGGAUUAUGAGACCCUGAAAGCCCAGUGCCUGGCAGCCAACACUCUGUUUGAGGAUGAGACCUUCCCUGCUAAUUCUUCAUCUCUAGGUGUGAGCGAGUUUGGACCUAACUCUGCUAAAGCGAAAGAUGUUACCUGGCUGAGACCCUCGGAGAUAAAACCCAAGCCUCAGUUUAUUGUGGAUGGAGCAAAUCGUGUAGAUGUUUGCCAAGGGUCUGUUGGGGAUUGCUGGUUCCUCGCUUCUAUUGCCUCUCUUACAAUGAAUAAGGAGUUCCUAUCCCUUGUGGUCCCUGAAAAUCAAAGUUUCCAAACAGACUAUACAGGCAUCUUCCAUUUUAAGCUCUGGCAGUACGGUGAGUGGUUGGACGUUGUAGUUGAUGAUCGUCUGCCUACAAAAAACCAACAACUGAUGUUUGUGAAAUCAGGAACAGAAAAUGAGUUCUGGAGUGCUCUGCUGGAAAAGGCCUAUGCCAAGCUAAAUGGAUCUUAUGAGUCUCUAAAAGGAGGCUUGCCCUUUGAAGCCCUUCAGGAUUUUACCGGAGGCAUUUCUGAACUUUAUUAUUUGAACGAGGCUCCGGGUGACUUGUUCCAGAUCAUCCAGAAAGCCUUGAAAAUGAAAUCACUUGUCACAUGUAGUACUAUUUCAGAUGCACAUGAAGUUGAAAAACGUACAAAAGAAAAUGUGAUUAAAGGUCAUGCAUAUUCUUUAGUUGGAGCCGUAGAGGUGUCCCUCGAUGUCAGAAAAGAAAAGCUAAUCAGGGUGAGAAACCCCUGGGGUUAUGCAGAAUGGAAUGGAGCUUGGAGUGAUAAAUCCUCUGAAUGGGACAAGGUGGACCCCAAAGUAAAGGCUGAACUUAACCUGCAGUGCGAUGAUGGGGAAGCUUGGAUGCCAUAUAAAUCAUUUACUAAUGAGUUCUAUCGAGUGGAAAUCUGUCAUGUUAGCCUGGAAUUUGCAUGUAGCGAUCAACAGCACACGUGGUGUUUAACACAAUUUGAUGGGAGCUGGAGGAGUGGGUUUAGUGCCGGAGGGCGUCCUAAACACUCAGAUACGUACUGCACCAACCCCCAGUUCAGGAUAAGGUUGGAAGAGCCAGAUGAUGAUCAUGAAGGUUCUACAGAGCAGCCAUGUUGUACUGUGAUUGUUGGCUUAAUGCAAAAGAACCGCAGAAAGAACAAACCUACAGGAGAAAAACUACUGACAAUUGGCUUCUAUAUUUAUCAAAUCUCUGAACAGGUACGUUGUUGCUGUUAUCCUGCAGAUACAAACUGCUACGGUCUUUGGAAAAAUAAAUUCUUUACCCAGCUGCAAACAGCUCUGAGGAAAAUAUGUUAA